AUGGCAGUAUUCGGCGAUAUUCUAGAUAUUUCAAGAGUCAACAGUUAUGUGCUCUUGAAGGCAUCUAAUGAAAACAAGAAGAUGACAAGAAGAGAAUUCACUAUAAUGCUGGGAAAAUCACUAAUCCAAGCACAUUUGAAGCAACGGCUACAAGUAAAAGAACUUUCCUUGGAGUUGCCUAACACUAUCAGUAAAAUACUGGGCAUGCAGCAUAACAAUACUGACAGACAUGAUGCAGCAGGGCCAGCGAGGCUAUAUGAGCGAUGCAGCUAUUGCCCCAGAAAAAAGGAUAGAAAAGUCAAGUCAAAAUGUGCUCAAUGUCAAGAAUCAAUCUGCAAAGAUCAUUCCAGACAAGUAGUGAAGUGCUGGGAUUGCAGAAACAGGAACUGAGAAUGGACCUUCAGGUAGAAGUCUACAAGAAAGAUCUAGAAAGUUUCAUUUCAGUACAAAGUUGUGUGAAGCUAAGUAAGAGUAUGUUUUUCAUUUCUGAAAAACGUAGUAUAUGAAGAUUUUUUUUAUUUUUAGUGUAAAAUGUUGAUUAUAGCUUUUAGCUUCUAUAAACCUUGUUGUUCUUUAGAAAAUAAAGUUUUUUUUAAAAAAAAU
This is a messenger RNA of Acanthoscelides obtectus, 603 nucleotides long. The record is from the annotation of a GenBank genome assembly. NCBI's taxonomy places the organism in Eukaryota, Metazoa, Arthropoda, Insecta, Coleoptera, Chrysomelidae.